This is a messenger RNA of Nannospalax galili (Upper Galilee mountains blind mole rat), 4860 nucleotides long. It is a transcript of the gene Abhd16b, whose product is annotated as abhydrolase domain containing 16B. Gene Ontology annotation, cellular component: endomembrane system. Gene Ontology annotation, molecular function: monoacylglycerol lipase activity; glycerophospholipase activity. Gene Ontology annotation, biological process: phosphatidylserine catabolic process; monoacylglycerol catabolic process. The record is from RefSeq and is a predicted model, not a curated record. Lineage: Eukaryota; Metazoa; Chordata; Mammalia; Rodentia; Spalacidae.
CAUGCCCACACACAUACAUACACACAAAAUAAAUAAAUGUGAUAAACUGCAUUUAAUAUACCUAACAUACUGAGUACCACAGCUCAAUGCAACCUGUGUUAAGUACAUUCAGAGCGCUUAUAUAAGCAAUAGCUGGGCAAAACCAUUGAACCCAAAUCCUAUUUUAUAACAAAGUAUUGAAUAUCUCCUGUAAUUUAGCAAAUACUGUAUUGAAAGUAGAAACAGUAUACUUGCACAGUUAUGCUUCUGCACCAUUGUAGAGUCAUAUGAGCUACACCUGUAAUUAUAGCACUAACAGGCUAAGACAGGAUGAUUGUGAGCUUGAGGCCAGUCUGAACUAACUAGCGAGACCCUGUCUCAAAUACACACAAAAAAGACAGACAUACAUACAUACAGAGUUCUGAAGUUCAACUUUAAGUGGGUUUUAAGCAUCUUAUCUGGCUGGGGGGUGGGGGGAAAAUAGCUUCCCCAAACCACAUACUCUCCAUGGUUCUCCUCCUGUCCCCUCUAAAGACAGCAGCAUUUCUCAGGUGAGUCCAAAGCUAGGUGAUUGCUUUGCCCAGGCAGUGUCUUAACUGGAAAGCAGAAUAGGAGAGCAGAGAGGGGGUUGCUGGGGGUCUGCAAACCACUCUCCCUAAAGGCCUGGGGUCUCUCAAGCAGGCCUGGACCUUGGGCUCAGGAGAGCUGAUUGUUACCCUGUUGUUAGCAUGCAUUGCAGGCCCGGGCCACUGAUAAAUGAGUCCCUGGACUGUGCUGUAUGCUGCCCCCCAACUCUGUCAGCCCCUUGACCAUCUGUAGAGCUGGCCUUCUUCAGUGCAGGAAAAAAAAGGGAACCUUUUUUUUCUUUUAAAGAAAAGAGGAAGGUGCAGUUUUGUGGGUUGGUUUGAGGGAAAGGAGCUCAACCAGGGACUGAAAAAGAGGAACCACAGACAGGCAGGACCCACCUGGAGAAGGUCACUGCUGCUGCUGGCCCAGUGAAAAGAGGAUCCAGAAAAGGCAGGGGUGAGAGGAUUACGGGAGUAUUCCCAGUCUACCCUUACCCCCUUUCCUGAGAAAGCAAGUGUGGACCAGCAGGAAUCACAUUUUGAGCCCACACCACCUCCAAGAGGUUGGGGGAUGAAAACCAACGAACCCCAAGGACCAAGGUGGGGAGUCCAAAGCAAGUAAAAAAGCAAGCUGUGGCCCAGGUAUGGGAAAUCCUGUUUUUCUAGCUCCUCCUUCCUUCUAAUAAAGAGGUCAAAACUGUUUAUUUCUGGCUCCUUUGGUUACCUGUCUUUAGUCAAGUAAGUGGGAGUGAAUCAGGGUGCCAGAAACAGGGCCAUGAGCUGCUGUGAGGUCCUAAGGCAGCUGUCCUUGGGGGUGGGACAGAACUUGAGGUAUACCAAGCCUUAGACACCUUUGUGAGCCCAUCACCCUAGGGUCAUCUCUUCUCCCAGCAACAAUGACUCACAAAACUGGGGGAGAUGCAGCCUUCCCUGGCCCCUGGAAGGCACAAGUCACAAAGGCCAUUGGGGCCUGCCCAGAGGAGGCAUGCCACCAGACAGCUGUGCGUGGUGCUUGCAUCCGCAGCCGCCCGCUGGACCGGGCCUGCAUCUCCUGCUGCAAUCCCAGCGCCAGAACUGGGCCUCUGGGCCCUGGGGCUAACAAGGACCUGCGCAGCGCCUUGUAGCCCAUGUGUAUCAUCUGCUUUAUAAAGGCACUAGUGCACGUGUUCAAGAUCUACUUGACUGCAAACUACACCUACAACUUCUGCAGCUGGCCGGUGGACUUCCGCUGGGAUGACGUCCGUGCCGCCGCGGACACCGACAGCAGUCACUGGGCGCUGACAUGCGCGGCAGCCGCAGAGGGUGUGUGGCUGCUACAAGAUGCCGCUUUGGGCGCGGAUGCCCUUGCGAGGCCUCCACGCAGGGCUCGUAGCCAGACCCAGUGCCUCCUGCAGCAGAUCCGAGAGCUGCCCAGUCAGCUCGCCAGUUAUGCACUGGCCCACUCGCUGGGCCGCUGGCUGGUAUACCCUGGUUCCAUGUUCCUGAUGACGCGUGCGCUGCUUCCUCUGCUUCAGCAGGGUCAAGAGCAUCUCGUGGAACGCUAUCGUGGGCGGCGCGCCAAGCUGGUGACCUGUGAUGGCAACGAGAUUGACACCAUGUUCAUGGACCGCCGCCAGCACCCGGGAAGCCAUGGCCGUGGCCUGCGUCUAGUCAUCUGCUGUGAAGGCAAUGCUGGUUUCUACGAGAUGGGCUGCUUGUUCGCACCGCUGGAGGCUGGCUACUCGGUGCUAGGCUGGAACCACCCCGGCUUUGGGGGCAGCUCAGGCGCACCAUCCCCUCAGCAUGAUGCCAACGUUAUGGAUGUGGUGGUCAAGUAUGCGCUGCACCGCCUGCACUUCCCUCCAGCACAUGUAGUGAUCUACGGUUGGUCCAUUGGUGGCUUCACUGCCACCUGGGCCACCAUGACUUACCCAGAGCUGGGUGCACUGGUGCUCGAUGCCACCUUCGAUGACCUCGUCCCGCUUGCGCUGAAGGUCAUGCCCCACAGUCGGAAGGGGCUGGUGGUAUGCACUGUGCGUGAGCACUUCAACCUCAAUGUCGCAGAGCAGCUGUGCUGCUAUCCAGGCCCAGUGCUGCUGCUUCGACGCACCCAGGAUGACGUUGUGAGCACCUCAAGCCACCUGCCCACCAUGCCAUCCUGCCAUGCAGAGGGCGAUGUGGAGGGUAACCGCGGCAAUGAACUGCUGUUGUGUCUGCUUCAUCACCGAUACCCGUCUGUAAUGGCCCGCGAUGGCUGCAGGGUAGUAACUCGCUGGCUACGUGCCAGCAGUCUGGCUCAGGAAGCUGCCUUCUAUGCUCGCUACCAGGUGGAUGAUGAGUGGUGUCUGGCAAUGCUGCAUUCUUACCGUGAGCGCUGCCAGAAGGAACUGGAGGAUGCUGAGGCCUGGGGGCCACAUGGACCUACUUUCCCCUGGCUUGUGGGCCAAGGCCUGAUCCCCAGGCGGCGCAAGCAGCUUGCACUGAUCUUGGCACGCAGACACCUCAAGAACCUGGAGGCAACACACUGCAGUCCACUGGAGCCUGAGGACUUCCAGUUGCCCUGGGGACUGUAAACUGUUCAUGUGGCUUAUGUGUUUGGGCAGAUGUACACCGUGCAGGCCUCCCAUCUGUUGUCUCCCUACACCUCCACAGAAAAGCUGGCCCUGCUGGGAAUCCUGACCUCGUGUCUGGGAGGGUGGACAGUAUGUCUGGACUGUGCUUGCCUUCACUUUCUCUCUGCUCUUCCCUGCUUCCUUCCUUUCUCUUCCCACACUUUUGAAUGCCCAUGCCUAGUUCCUAAAAGGGAAUGUAAAGAUGAACCUGACUCGAAUUUAUGAUAAUGUCUGAUGGUGUCUGGCUGUGGGGGGAAAAAGCAGUGGGGCCUCAAGAAAGUGCCCUUCACCUGGCCUGGGCUUCAGGGUGGCUCCUGGGAAGAAGACACCAGCUAAUCAAGUAGUUCCUAGGAGUGAAAGCAGAACAUUUCAGGUCCUCACUACAGGUCUCAGCAGUUGCUGCUAUGCAGUGGCCCUCUCAUUUCCACAUUCCAUGGAGGGGAGGGGAUGACUUACAGAGGAAGUAAUACUGCACCGGGUAGCCUGGGCUUUGUUUAUGGCUCAAAGAUACAAGAGAGAAUGACAAGUUUUCAGCUCCACCAUCUGUACUGCAGCCACUUCAUGAGGCAGGGACUAUUAGUUACUGUCAUUUCUAGUCCUGUGCACAGGGGGCUGUCCAGGUUGGUUUAAGCCAGUUGGUAAAUGGACAGGUAGAGGAGCCAGGUGAAGGAAAGGAUAGUGGGAGGUUUCCAGGGACCAGUACCUGCAGAGGCCUGGCUGGAAAGGGGCAAUUCAGCCUUGGGGGUAGGGGGUAGGGCAAUUCUGAAAAAAGGGUAUCAACGAUUUUCCUUUCAGGAGCAAGUAAGGGCCAAAGGAAAUUCUUAGACUAGUUUUAGCAGAAAGUUGCCCAGUGGUCACAACUCCCUCAUUUAAAGUCAGGGAGGUGCUUGUUCAUUGUAAUAUCGGCACAUUAACAUCUCAAGAACCUGGAAGCUCUGGUGUGAUCUCUGGAAAAUUACUUUAGCCUCAGUUUCCUUAUCUGUAAACUGUAAGGGCCCUCCAGUGCUGCCCCACCAAUUGCUGUGAAAAGGAAGAAAAUACUGGGGUGCAUACACAGGGUUCGGCCGCACCGAAGUGUGAGGGAUCCGAGGGGCCUCAUGCAGUGUUCAAGCCUAUGGUGAACUCACUACGCAGUGCCCAGCAACCCCCAAAACGCGCUGGACUAGGCGUGUAGGAACCCAGCUGGAGGAGAGCGGCGCCUGCAGGCAACUGUAUGAAUCGUGCUCUCAUCUUUUUCAAAGUCUCCAAAACGAGGCUGUGGAUGCAAUUCAAUUGGUACAGUUCUUGCCUAACAUGCCAGAAGCCGAGUUCUCGAUCCCCAGUACCGCCUGAAAGCGGGAGUGCUGGCGUACCCCUGUAAUCCUAGCUCUAGGGAGGUGGAGGGAGGAGUAUCAGAAGUUCGUCAUCCUUGGCUACACAGAUAGUCGUCUCAAAAAAGCAAAAGACAAAAGGACUUACGGGGGGCGGAGCCUGACCCCCAAAUCGCCUGACCCCCAAAUCAGGGAUCGGGAGACGAAAGGGUCUGAGUCUGAUCUGCUGAGGUGUGCGGCUGAGGAUAUAGUGAGGGCCAGCUUGGGCCUUUGCAGAGCAACUGUGACACCAUGCCCCUGGUUUCGACAGCUGGGGCCGUUCAACCUCGGAGUCUUGCGGGUGGAACCAACCUGGGAGGGCUCCCAGCAUCGCUUCCUGCUCCGCCGCAGCCUCGACCCUCUCAAGUUAAGGAU